AGCUAUGGCGCAAGGAAAGAGCGUGUUAGACGAUAUCAAAAAGGAGCUAGAAUGUCCUGUGUGCCAGGAACAAUUCAGUGAGAAGAAUGAGCCAAAAAUUCUACAAUGUCAACACACGUUUUGUAAAUCCUGUCUCAAUGGCUGGCUACAACAGCAUGGCGGAGGAAGGUUGAGCUGCCCAAACUGUCGAGUGAUUACCGAAUGUGCUAACAACAACGUUGACUGCUUACCAACCAACCUAGGAUUUAAGAACUUGGGAGACAUCCUAAAAGCUCACGGUGCCUCAAACAACGAUGAUCAUCGAGAUAUCAGAUCACAAGAACAGAACAUAUGUAAGCGCCAUAGAAAAAAUCUUGAACAUUACUGUGAACAGUGCCGGAUUUGCAUAUGCUCUGACUGCGUCAUUGUCGAACAUCGGGAUCCGAACAAUCACAAAAUCGUGUCUGUAGAAGACGGAGCGAAGAAACUGGCAGAAAUUAUCACUGAAAAACUGAGAUCUGUUGAAGUGAACACUUCUCGUUUGAGGAGCGAUAUUGCUACUUUGGAGGAAAGGAGAGAGAUAUUCAAGACGAACAUAGUACAAGCGGCGAAAGUGGUCCGUAAUAUGACUGAAAGCUAUAUAAAUUUGAUUCGCCAACAUGAAGCAAGCGUGACGGUUCAGCUGGCGAGAGAAAGAUCUCUUAACGAUAAUGCUAUUUCCCAGGAGUUGUCAAAGCUCACCGACAAACUGGAGAGAAUGGCUAACGCUGCGAUCCGUGGUAGAGCGAUUCUUGAAAAUCAUAAUCAUAACAUAGACGAAAUGACAAGUAUAAAACAAGUUCUCGAUGACUUGAUUUCAGAGAAAGUCACACCACUGCUCAGAUAUCCAGAUUUAGAAUACAUCCCAAAUGAACCCCCUCGAAAUUUAACGACAGGAAAGCUGUGUAUAACUCAUACAGAACCUUCUUUGAGUGUGGUUACCGGUGAAGGCCUGACAAGGGGUAUUCGAUCGCAGGAAGCUAAUUUCACGGUGACAACAAAGGAUUCAACGGGCCAGACAACUUACUGUGAAAUUGAUAAGGUCACUGUUGAGGUAACAUCUGAACGGAGGGGAAUAAAAAACAUUCCAGUUAUUAUAAAGGACUUGAAAGACGGUCGGUAUUCUGUGUUCUACACACCAAAUGCUGUUGGCGACUUCAGGGUUUCAAUCAAAGCACGAGACGAACCAAUCCGAGGAAGUCCCUUCAAACUGCGAAUUAAAAAUAUUCCAAAGCCUGUUGUCUUGGGAGGGACUUCUAAAUUUCAAGGCGUAGAGCUCCCUAGUAAUUGGAUUCCUCAACCAAGAGAUCAACAAGGUAUUGAACAGGCAGUACAUCUUGUUCGGUUGGACCCUCAUCUACAUAUACAGGAGUACCAAGAUGUCCAAGCGAGAUUCCAGCAAACCUGUGGAAACCAAGUUGUGAAGAUAGAGCGGGUACAAAAUCCAACCCUCUACGGAACGUACAUGAUCCGUAAGCGGAAAAUGGACCUGGGAAAAGGUAGCAACGAACAGCGACUCUUUUAUGGAACUCCAGGCCAAAAUUGCCAACUAAUUAAUACAACGAGUUUCAUCUUACCUAGCAGACCUGUAACUGGCUUUGGAAAUGGUGUGUACUUUUCUAAACAUGCCUCAUACUCAGCCCGGUCAAACUAUUCGCCGCGAGAUGGGAGUGGAUACCGCUUCAUGUACCUCGCUAGAGUCUUGGUGGGUGAAUACACAGUGGGAAGGCAUGGUCUUCUCACUCCUCCUCCAAAGGACCCUAAUUAUCCAACGGUACUUUACGAUAGCGUCGUAGAUCAGAUCCCCAACCCAUCAAUCUUUGUGGUCUUCUUCGACUGGCAAUCCUAUCCAGAGUACCUGAUCACCUUCGUUUGACUCAUUACUUUUUGCAGGUAGUUUCAAGUGCGAUAAACGAGUCAUAAAAAAGUUUUAUUUUAUUCAGGGAACGUAGAAAGUGUAGAGCAGGGGAACUUUAAUCAAACAGUUUUUUUUUUCUAUUUUAACAUGAACACAACGAGGGAAGCAUAGCCUAUUCUCUCAAUGCAAGGGGUGGCAAAGAUUUGUAAUUCUUUGGAGAUCGUAACGCAAUUAUAACCCUAGAAUAAUCCAUAUUUCAAGACCUGUGCUAUGACCAACCUGAGUCUAAUGUACUCAAUGAAUCGAUAGCAAUUUUCUACACAACCCACCGUUUUGUACAAAUUCAUGGUGAUUUUUUUGAUGCCUAAAGAGCCUUCUGAAUAUUUUUAGGUGAUCACGUAGCGGACGUCGACAGGAUGUGAAAUGAACUCCUAAUCAUCUAAGCCAAAUGAAGAGGUUUUUUUUCCAAGUGUUAUUUUUGACAAAAAAGUAAUUGUUUAAAUCGAUCGGUCGACGCCGAUUACAAUUUCCGCUUAGUGUGUUGUUAGGUUAGGAACCUUUACCAAGGCCUCCUCCGCCAGCCACUAGAGUGGCUGAUACGGGGAGCAUCGGCAAAUUGGAUUAUCUCAUCCCCUAACAUUAGGAUUUAACAUGCUUAUGUAAUAUCUAGACUUAGAGAGGUUUGUGAUCGACGUUUUCCUUUUGGGGGCCAUUGAAUUUAAAACGGCGGUCAAGAUUAAACAUUUAUUCAGAAAGCUAAUGCCUUUAUGACAUAGCAGUUAAUCUAUAAAAAGACAAUAUGUAGCAAUCGUUGGCCUUUGAUGAUGCAAUGCCAUAACCAUUUUUGACUCCCUCUUUCCAAUGUUGGUUUAACUAUUCCAUUCUUUUCGCUGACAAGCACGAAGAAAUAGGUUUGCUUGAAGAGAUAGUGAACAAAAUAAAUUUGCAGUUCGUCAAGA
This is a messenger RNA of Stylophora pistillata, 2835 nucleotides long. Its product is annotated as tripartite motif-containing protein 2-like. The record is from RefSeq and is a predicted model, not a curated record. Lineage: Eukaryota; Metazoa; Cnidaria; Anthozoa; Scleractinia; Pocilloporidae.